This is a messenger RNA of Sebastes umbrosus (honeycomb rockfish), 3295 nucleotides long. RefSeq names its product Kruppel-like factor 8 (gene klf8). The record is from RefSeq and is a predicted model, not a curated record. The coding region runs from base 324 to 1634 and encodes 436 amino acids. The transcript has 7 exons. Gene Ontology annotation, molecular function: DNA-binding transcription factor activity, RNA polymerase II-specific; RNA polymerase II cis-regulatory region sequence-specific DNA binding. NCBI's taxonomy places the organism in Eukaryota, Metazoa, Chordata, Actinopteri, Perciformes, Sebastidae. Gene Ontology annotation, biological process: regulation of transcription by RNA polymerase II.
AACAACACGCCGUCAGAGAGCCAGAGAGAGAGGCAGAGAGACUCACAGACACAGAGACACACUGGCUGCUGCUUCUUGUUUUGGGGGCAGCAAAAGGAGCCUUCGACGCUGCGGAUAUGAACUGAGAAAGAAACACUGGAAGAGGCAGGGGAUCGUGUUCCUAUAUCCCGAAAAUCUACUGUAAAGGUGGAGAACUAACCCCCCUAAAAGCCCUCCUCUCUCUCUACUCUCCACCCUUAUUGAGAUAUAGAGCUACACCCAAAAAAAAAGCCCCCGACCGACCCCCUCCUGCUCCUUCUGCUCCUGCUGCUCCUGCAACCGAGAUGCACACGGAGACCCGUAACAAGAAAUGCCAGUCGACUCCUAAGCAGAAGAAGAGUGCCGUCGGCGCCCAGAAGAAGCAGAAGAGCCCGGCAAAACAGAGCACCCUGACCCAGCAGCAGCAGCAGCAGCAACCGCCGCCGCCGUCGUCAUCGCCACCGCCGCCGGGAGCCCGGGAAGAGGAGGAGAAGGAGGAGGAGGAGGAGGAGCCGGCGACCAGGCCUCGGCCGCCGCAGGAGAAGCAGGAGGAGGAAGCAGGCGAGGAGGAGCGAGAGGAAGUGGCGACACAGUCUGUGAAGACGAAGGAGGAGGAAGAGGAGGAGACAGUCAUGCCGUCUGUACAGAUCAAACCAGAGCCGGAGGAGAUGGAGUGCACGGCAAAUGUCGGUGACGACUGCUCACAGCCGACAGACCUGAAGGUGAAGACGGAGCCUGUUUGCAAGACGGAGCCCUCUUCGCCCCAGCCGUGCCCUGCCGAGGACCAGACGGAACCCGUUGACCUGUCGCUCAACAAGCCCCGCUCCUCUCCGCUCCCCGUGUAUACGACGUGCACCACAACCAACCCGGCACCCAGCCAAAUCUUGACCACAACCACCUUGACAGCUACAACCCUCCCCUCUGCAUUACAGUCGAUAGGCUCCAUGGUCCUCUCUCCAGGCUCCAUCCUGGCCACUCAGGGUGCCGGGGGCCAGCAGAUCCUCCACGUCAUCCACACAAUCCCCUCGGUCAACAUGCCCAGCAAGGUGGGCCAGCUCCAGACCAUCCCUGUGGUGGUGCAGUCGCUGCCCGUCGUCUACACCACCAUGGCUACUGACAGCGUCGCCACGGCAGCCAUCACAGUGCCGCUCAUAGGCAGCGACGGGCGCUCAGAAGGAUCUGUUCGCAUUAAGCCCGGUUCAACGUCUCCGGUGGAGUAUCAGAGCGACAGCGAUGCAGAGAGCGGUACGGAGUCUGGAUCGGCCUCCCUCAGCGCGCAGAGCCUCGACGCCGGGUCGGUUAUGGACUUAGAGCCCGUCGAUCCAGAUUCGCCAGACAUCAAGAGGAGGCGGAUCCACAUGUGUGACUAUGAAGGCUGUAAAAAAGUUUACACCAAGAGCUCCCACCUCAAAGCCCACCGGAGGAUACACACAGGAGAGAAGCCCUACCACUGCACCUGGGAGGGCUGCACCUGGCGCUUCGCCCGCUCCGACGAGCUGACUCGACAUUUCCGCAAGCACACCGGAAUCAAACCUUUCCGCUGCACUGAGUGCGACCGCUCCUUCUCCCGGUCCGACCACCUCUCCCUGCACCGCCGCCGCCAUGUCAUGAUGUGAACUCUGACCUCCGAACACCCCCCCACAGCUCCCCUACAAACCAACCUCUCACCCCUUGACAAAGUCCCUCACAGCACAUCUUGUACCAGUGCCCCCUCCCUGCCCCACAUCUGGAUUGGAAUCAGCUGAUAGAAAAAGACACUGUACCUCCUUCCUCCUCCUCCUCCUCCUCCUCCUCUUCAUCUUGAAAUCACAGGAAUAUCAGGAAUGCGUCUGUGCAUUUGUGUGUGUGUGUGCACAGUGGAGGCUCGUCAUCAUCACCAUCAUCACCGUCCAUCCAACUCAUAAACAGUCCCCUCCCCACCAUCCUCCAACUAACUCCACCCGUCACACGAGACGUCUCCUCCUCAGACAGAAGGAUGGACUGAAGGGACGUCCAUCCAUUCAUCACAUCCAUCCAUCCAAAGGAGAGGAGGAGGAGGAGGAGGAGGAAGAGGAGGAGUGACAUAUGUGUGUUGUUUUUGAAGGGGAUGUCACUUCAGCUGCCCAGACAAUAUUCAUUCUGUACAUAUCCAGAGUUGGGAGCUUAUGUGACUCCCAAAAAAUGCCUCAAACAGUCCCUUGUCAGCACGGGAACUUUUCCAGGAACUUUACCUUUCUUUCUAUUUUGGACUUGAGGAACUAUGGCAAAAUUAUUGAUCUAAAUCAGGAGCUAUCUGAUCAAAGAACAGGUAAAUAAGACUACAAAAAGUCUGAUAUUUGAUCGGUGCUGUGGACACAUUUCGGUUGGUACCAAAAAAGUAUUAAAAUUCAAUUCCUUGGCACAGAGUUGCUGAGCCCCCCCAAAAAGUCCCUGCUUGUCUAAUGGCCCAGGAACUAUCGGGGUGUUGCAGUAAUAAAUAACAAAACCAACACAAUGAUUCUGGUUUUGUUUCAUCACUCAAACAAAUACGCAAUUGGACUUCUUUGCCGGGUUUUCCAGAAGCAGUGGAAAUGUGCAAAAGAUGUUCUUAUAGUUCCUGGUACUGUUUGUUUGAAAAGGGUCUAAAACAACCAGUUUGAUUCUAUCAAGUUUUAAUCACAAACUAAACUAUAAUGGAUGUUGAAAGUAAAGGCUUCCCUUCUGUGUGCAUAUCAGUACACAGCAGCUGAAGUGACGUCAAACAGAUGUUUCCUCUUUUCGGCAAACAUCUGUCUGAGGAUCUAAAAGUAGAUUUAUUUGUCCCCACCCCUAUCAACCCCACCCUCUCCUGGUACAGGGAGCUACAAGACUGUGAACUUUAUAAACAUUUGUUUUCAUUGUAUCAAUCAAAUUAUUGUCAUUUGCGUGUUCUCCCCCGCACACACCUCCCUGAUUGUUCUUCGAUAACAGUAUUUGCUUUUUAAUGCGUCGUUGUUGCUGUCGUCUUCUGAUAUACGGCCUUCAGUUCUGUCUUUUCUUUUCCCUUCUUCUUCUUCGCCAGGUUUGGCACUCUUAACAGAAUGGCAUCCUUUCUAAGAAAAAACUAAUCCAGAUUCUUUUUGUUGUUGUUGUUGUUGUUGAGGCUGUAAAAGACCGAGGAGACACAAAUAGUUUGAGAUUACAAGUAAAACUCUCGCGCAGGGAAUAGGGGAGCUUUUCUGAGUGUGUGUGUUUUGCGUGCGUUGUUCGUGUGUGUGUGUGUGUGUGUGUGUGUGUGUGUGUGUGUCUGAUGGUGAGUGUGCAUGUUUUGAGACAAACA